Messenger RNA from Tetranychus urticae (two-spotted spider mite), 4587 nucleotides. RefSeq names its product Cadherin 86C (gene Cad86C). Gene Ontology annotation, cellular component: catenin complex; plasma membrane. Gene Ontology annotation, biological process: cell migration; homophilic cell-cell adhesion; multicellular organism development. Lineage: Eukaryota; Metazoa; Arthropoda; Arachnida; Trombidiformes; Tetranychidae. Gene Ontology annotation, molecular function: cadherin binding; calcium ion binding; beta-catenin binding. The record is from RefSeq and is a predicted model, not a curated record.
UUAAUAAUUAUUUCAGGUAAUCAUUAAGUCUUUUCACUUUUAUUUUCAACAGUUACUCGAUAAACGUCUGUUCAACACUCAACUAGGUUACCGUUGUGUAAAUCCUCCCACUUUGGUGUCUCUUCAACCAUUUAUUUUGUUUUCUCCUGUCAGUGAACAACUUUUUUGCUUCUUACCUAACCUUGUAAUACAUUUUUACAUGUGAAUCGCCGUUGACAAUGUUUACUAUUGACGCUUCCAUUUCAUUUUCUCGGUGUUUCUAUCAUUUCAACUAAACUUACAUCAAAAACUCGAUAAAAUGCAUCACAAUCAUCUUGUCAAACACGGGGAAAGAUGAUCUUAAGUUGUGUUCAAUUCAAUAUCUCCAGUGAAAAUCAAUUUCUUUGCUUAUUCUUAUUUCUUCCCGGUGAAGUGCAUCCAUCUUGAUUAUUUUGCCGGUCAUUUCUUACCAACCAACAUUGUUUAUGUUUCACCUUAUUUUAAAAUUAAACACUUGACUCAAUCAACCAAUUGUCAAUUCAUUUCAUCUUUACCAUAAUUAUGGGGAAUGAAGUGAUUUAUUACAUUACAAUUUGGUCGUUUUUAAUCAGAGUUACCCUGCUUACAGCACCAAACAUUGACUAUUCACAUAACAUGAGAGUCUUAAUGUUACCAAAAACAGUUAAACCAGGAACUCUGAUCUAUAGAUUGAAAGGUUCUCAUCCUGAUUCAAUUCCAUUAACUUUCGGUGUUAAAGGACCGAUCGGACGUAAAUUAUUGGACAUUAAACCAGCGGACUUUCGUUCAGCAGAUGUGUACUUAAGAUCCAUUUUAGAGGAGAAUGAUUAUAAUUUAACAAUUUUUGUAACUGACGGUAAUCAAACUACUGAAGUGGACUCGAGGAUAAUUGUUACAGAACCAGAAGGUCCAGUUUCAUCACCUUUUAUUGAUUUUCAGUCAAUUUAUUUUAUCAAUGAGAAUUCACCACAUAAUUCAACAAUUGGUUUUGUUAUGGCAAAAGACAAACAAUCAAGUAAUCUUCCAGUUAUGUUUGAGCUUAGGGGUUCGGAUAAUUUUGCAAUAAGAUACAUUUUUGGACCUAAAGGAUCGAGUAAAGCCAUGAUUUUUCUUGUAAAGGAUGUUGAUUAUGAAAGGAGAAACAUCUAUCCAAUGACUAUAAUAGUAACGAAUGCCUGGACAAAUGAAACAAUUGAUACUCGAAACAUUGCAUCAGUUGAUGUUCUAAUUGUGGUUCGAGAUGCUGAAGAUACACCACCAAGUUUCGUCAAUUUACCCUCAGUUGUCCAAAUAUCUGAAGAUGCCGAGACUGGAAGCAUACUCGAUACUAUCACUGCCCAGGAUGGAGACGUUGAAAUAAAUAGAAAAAUCGUUUAUUCUUUGGUUAAAAAUCCAUUCAGCAAUUAUUUUUCAUUGAACAAAACUACCGGUCAAUUGGCUGUUAAAGUUUCAGGAUUAGAGUUGAAAGCAAUUGUUGGACUUAAUAAUCCAUUUAUGCUGACAAUUAAUGCAACUGAAAUUGUUCCUGAAGAGGAAAUGGAAAUUGGACUUCCAAUUACGACAAAGGCUUCCAUAGCAUUUGUAAUUGUUGCCAAUCAAAAUCGUCCACCAACAUUUGCAACAAACAAUUUAAAGGGCUUUAUUGAAGAGAAUAGUCCAGUGAUGGCAGCAAUUCGUUGGUUUAAUUACAGCAUACCUCGAGUUAAUGAUCCAGAUUCUGGUCUUAAUGGGACAAUGGAUUUAAUGUUAACUCCAAUUGAUUCCGAUCAGCAUAAUAACAUGUUCAUCAUUCAACCAAAUUGGGGUUUACGAGAAAUAACCUUUUCAAUUUUACUUGGCAGUGUAAUUUCAUUGGAUUAUGAGACGGGUCCAAAUCAAAUUCAAUUUAAGAUCACCGCCACUGAUCGUUCAUCAUUGAAACCAUUAUCAUCUGAAGCGUUGGUAGCAAUAACUGUUGUCGAUGUGAAUGAUAAUUAUCCACAAUUUAAACAAUCUUUGUACAAUGUUACUUUGUAUGAAAAUGCUUUGCCUGGAACUAAGCUGGUUCAGGUUGAAGCUAGUGAUCUUGACAGUGGACUUUUUGGUCAGAUCAAAUAUACUUCCAUUAAUGGACCGAUUGCCAAAAACUUUAAUCUUGAUCGAGAUAGCGGCUUGAUAACUCUGAAAUCAAUUGAUGGGAUCGAUCGUGAAAAAACAUCCGAAUACACAUUAACAGUGGAAGCUCGCGAUGAAAACGGCUUUGGUCUAUCUAAUGUAACUCAAAUUCAUGUCACUAUAUUAGAUGACAAUGACAACCAACCUGAGUUUGUUCAAUCGAGAUAUGAUGCUGUACUUAAUCCAGAUGGGUUAACGUUUACCCAACCUUUGCUGGUUAAAGCAAUCGAUGCAGAUGAACCAGACACUGUCAAUAGUCAAGUUGUUUAUGAGAUUAUUGAUGGUAAUUAUCAAGGAAAGUUCAUCAUUAACAAUAGCACCGGUUUAAUCAGCAUAACAAGACCUUUGACAUUCAAUGAAAACAAUAGAGAGAGUAGACUAGCCGAGGAAUUCAAAAUUCAAGCAUUUCCAACCAUUGUAUUGAAAGUCAGGGCUCAUGAUCAAGGAGUUCCAUAUCGUUUUUCAACAGUUGAAGUGUUUGUUCAUCAUAAGGAUUUUCUCAAUAGAACUGUAUCUUUUAUUGUGCCUCAAGAUGAUAGUCGAGUUAGAGAUAAAAGAUUUGAUAUUGAGAGAGGAUUGACUCGCUUAGCCGGUGCUGAUGUUCAUAUAUAUUCAAUAAAAUCCAUCCCAUUAGGACCUAAAACGAGCCAAAUCGACGCUUGGAUCGCUUACCCGACAUAUACUAUAGUUGAUUUACGCAAUCUUGGAGUCAUAAUAACUGAUCUAACGGGAAGUCAACUUCCAGUUCCCAAGGAUCCUGUUCAACGUGAAACCAUUCAAACAGCGGCAAUUUACAGGAAUGAUUAUGAGCUUGUCUUGUGGAUAUUACUAUUUUUAAUUGUUAUAACUUUACUCUUCCUUAUUGUUCUUCUUGCUGUUUGGUGUGCUUGUUAUAGAAACGAUCGUAAAACCAAAACUCUGUUAGAAUCCAUCGAGCCAACAAACAGGAUUAUUGUGAAAGAUAAGUCAACAAAUCAUUCUGAACAAAAUGGUUCAUAUUUACAACAGUCUAAAUUGACGAAAGUCUCUGAUCAUGAGACAAUUGUCAAUGAAGCAUAUCGUAUGCAAGAUGAUCCCCAACGUGAUUCAUCCAAAUCCCGCGAAGAUGUAACAAGUUCAAGUGAUACACGAAAAAGAGAUUUCAGAGAGUCAACCGUCGGAAAACAAUCUCAAUUCAAGAGAGUCCGGCUAGGCCGCAAUAGGAGAGUUCGAGUUAGUCCUGAGGUAAUCGGAGAAGCGGAACCUAUUUAUUUAGAGGACUUUACAGAUGAUCCUGAAUACUAUAUCAUGAGACGACCAAAAAUAAGAAGACCCUUACCCCGUCAUAAUGCUAUCGAUGACGAAGACAUGCAAAUUAAUCAACCAGAAUCAGGGACUGUUGUAUCAAACGCAGUAAAUAAUAACUACUAUCUUUUUUCACGUCGAUCUGGAGCAUCAGAAAAAACAGAUCAACAGCCGAUUGGAACAUCAAGAGGCCCAGGCAUCCAAAGAGGAGGAUCUCUGAGAGAACGAAGUCUGUUCCCUGAUCAUUUAGUUGGUGAUUAUAGAAGUGUAAGUGAAGCAGAGAUUCGGGAUAUUAAAUUAGAAGACAUUGAGGAUGUUAAUGUAACAACUGAAGUCAAACAGCCAUUACCUAGGGAUCAGUCAGAUGAUGAAUAUAUACCAAGAAGGAGUUCUCAGUCAAUUUUACCACCGAGAAUAGAAGUUAUAAGCCCGCAGUCUACUUCGAAUGACAAUCAUAAUCGAAUGCAUAACGUUGAUGAAUCCAAUUUGCCAUAUAAAAGUGGUAAAAAUGGCAACAGCAGCAGUAGUAGCAGCAGUAGCAGUAGCAGAAGCAGCAACAGUAUUGGCAGCAAAAACUCGACUAAAACCGAACCACAUGAUGAUAAAGUACCAUCAAAGACCAGUGAUUUACCGGGAAGUGUUUCAAGCUUUGAGCGUAAACUGUUUGAUCGAAGUCCCAGUGAGGGAUCAAAUAUUGAUAUGGGGUUGCUUGAUGGAGUUGUCACAAGAAGUGGACCGAAUUCUGCGUUAGAUUCUUAUGGUAUUAAUGAAACGAAUGAUGAGGUAUCCAGAUCAGAAGAAGUCAAUAAUGGCGAGUCAAAUUCAAAUAAAGAUGAGCAUUCAGAACAAUGGAAUGUGGCAAGUUAUUCCGCACAAUCGUCUCCUGAUAGUUUGGGGGCUGGAAAAGUCAAUACAGGAGUAGUCGUGGUAAAUCACAAUGGAGUAAGUCGAAGCGUGAUUGGUGAUCAUUCUGAUCAUUCAGACAGAUCAGAUUCAGAUUCAGGAAUCGGCAGGAAUCGAUUGGAUAAAAAAAUGCAUCUUAAGAACAGUGAUUUAAUGACGAAGAAAAGCAUAUUCACAAUAGCCUUUGAUGGUGUCAAAACGGAUAGAUUGAGAUCAGCAGAUUCAAUUCCGCCAACACCUUAUGUUUAA